ACACAGCUUCUGCAGGACCAACCUCUGUCAGCAGCACUACCGCUGAAGUCACUUCAACAAGUACAGAACCUAGCACCACAAGUGAAACCAGCGCAACAACAAGCAGUACUGAAGCCAGCACAACAGCUACAGAAAGCACCACAGCUGUUCCAACAACUGUAAGCAGCACAAGUGAAGCCAGCACCUCUACAACUGAAGCUACAUUUACAUCCACAGUUGCAGACACAACAACCUCAAAAAUUGGCAGCACUGAGACCUUCACUGUCAGCAGCACUACCGCUGAAGUUACUUCAACAAGUACAGAACCUAGCACCACAAGUGAAACCAGCGCAAUAACAAGCAGUACUAAAGCCAACACAAAUGCUACAGAAAGCACCACAGCUGUUCCAACAACUGUAAGCAGCACAAGUGAAGCCAGCACCUCUACAACUGAAGCUACAUUUACAUCCACAGUUGCAGACACAACAACCUCAACAAUUGGCAGCACGGAGUCCUCCACUGUCAGCAGCACUACCGCUGAAGUCAAUUCAACAAGUACAGAACCUAGCACCACAAGUGAAACCAGCGCAACAACAAGCAGUACUGAAGCCAACACAACAGCUACAGAAAGCACCACAGCUGUUCCAACGACUGACAGCAGCACAAGUGAAGCCAGCACCUUUACAACUGAAGCUCUAUUUUCAUCCACAGUUGCAGACACAACAAUCUCAACAAUUGACAGCACAGAUUCCUCCACUGUCAGUAGCAAUACCGCUGAAGUCACUUCAACAAGUACAGAACCUAGCACCACAAGUGAAACCAGCGCAACAACAAGCAGUACUGAAGCCAGCACAAAUGCUACAGAAAGCACCACAGCUGUUCCAACAACUGUAAGCAGCACAAGUGAAGCCAGCACCUCUACAACUGAACUUACAUUUACAUCUACAGUUGCAGACACAACAACCUCAACAAUUGGCAGCACGGAGACCUCCACUGUCAGCAGCACUACCGCUGAAGUCACUUCAACAAGUGCAGAACCUAGAACCACAACAGACACAACAACCUCAACAAUUGGCAGCACGGAGACCUCCACUGUCAGCAGCACUACCGCUGAAGGCACUUCAACAAGUACAGAACCUAGCACCACAAGUGAAACCAGCGCAACAACAAGCAGUACUGAAGCCAGCACAACAGCUACAGUAAGCACCACAGCUGUUCCAACAACUGUAAGCAGCACAAGUGAAGCAGCAUACAGAAGCUACAUUUACAUCCACAGUUGCAGCACAACAACCUCAACAAUUGGCAGCACAGCUGUCAGCAGCACUACCAAGCCACUUCAACAAAUACAGAACUUAGCACCACAAGUGAAACCAGCAACAAAAGAGCAAGUUCCACUGUCAGACACUACCGCUGAAGUCACAACCCAGCGCAACAACAAGCAGUCCAGCACAACAGCUUGCACUACUGUCAGCAGCACUACCGCUGAAGUCACUUCAACAAGUACAGAACCUAGCACCACAAGUGAAACCAGCGCAACAACAAGCAGUAUUGAAGCCAGCACAACAGCUACAGAAAGCACCACAGCUGUUCCAACAACUGUAAGCAGCACAAGUGAAGCCAGUAUAUCUACAACUGAAGCUACAUUUACAUCCACAGUUGCAGACACAACAACCGCAAGAAUUGGCAGAACGAAGUCCUCCACUGUCAGCAGCACUACCGCUGAAGUCACUUCAACAAGUACAGAACCUAGCACCACAAGUGAGACCAGCGAAAAAACAAGCAGUACUGAAGCCAACACAACAGCUACAGAAAGCACCACAGCUGUUCCAACGACUGACAGCAGCACAAGUGAAGCCAGCACCUUUACAAUUGAAGCUCUAUCUUCAUCCACAGUUGCAGACACAACAAUCUCAAAAAUUGGCAGCACAGAUUCCUCCAUUGUCAGCAGCAAUACCGCUGAAGUCACUUCAACAAGUACAGAACCUAGCACCACAAGUGAAACCAGCGCAACAACAGGUACAGAAAGCACCACAGCUGUUCCAACAACUGUAAGCAGCACAAGUGAAGCCAGCACCUCUACAACUGAAGCUACAUUUACAUCCACAGUUGCAGACACAACAACCUCAACAAUUGGCAGCACGGAGUCCUCCACUGUCAGCAGCACUACCGCUGAAGUCACAACAAGUACAGAACCUAGCACCACAAGUGAAACCAGCGCAACAACAAGCAGUACUGAAGCCAACACAACAGCUACAGAAAGCACCACAGCUGUUCCAACGACACUACCAGCACCUUUACAACUGAACACAGAUACUGUCAGUAGCAAUACCGCUGAAGUCACUUCAACAAGUACCAGCACCACAAGUGAAACCAGCGCAACAACAAGCAGUACUAAAGCCAGCACAAAUGCUACAGAAAGCACCACAGCUGUUCCAACAACUGUAAGCAGCACAAGUGAAGCCAGCACCUCUACAACUGAACUUACAUUUACAUCUACAGUUGCAGACACAACAACCUCAACAAUUGGCAGCACGGAGACCUCCACUGUCAGCAGCACUACCGCUGAAGUCACUUCAACAAGUACAGAACCUAGCACCACAAGUGAAACCAGCGCAACAACAAGCAGUACUGAAGCCAGCACAACAGCUACAGAAAGCACCACAGCUGUUCCAACAACUGUAAGCAGCACAAGUGAAGCCAGCACCUCUACAACUGAACUUACAUUUACAUCUACAGUUGCAGACACAACAACCUCAACAAUUGGCAGCACGGAGCCCUCCACUGUCAGCAGCACUACCGCUGAAGUCACUUCAACAAGUACAGAACCUAGCACCACAAGUGAAACCAGCGCAACAACAAGCAGUACUGAAGCCAGCACAACAGCUACAGAAAGCACCACAGCUGUUCCAACAACUGUAAGCAGCACAAGUGAAGCCAGUAUAUCUACAACUGAAGCUACAUUUACAUCCACAGUU
Molecule: messenger RNA, 2954 nt
Organism: Saccostrea cuccullata (small rock oyster)
Lineage: Eukaryota; Metazoa; Mollusca; Bivalvia; Ostreida; Ostreidae
Product: mucin-2-like
Exons: 5
Source: RefSeq, a predicted model, not a curated record